GCAAUGAAGACUUAUUCCAGGUUGCGUCCUUAGUGAACCGGAAGUGAAGAUUGUUGUGGUGAAGGUAUCUGAAAGAGAUUUGCAUUGCAAAGAGAUGUUCAAUUUAUUCAGAAAAAGCCAGGAUAGCAAAAAGAUAGUAGUGACUGACAAAGAAGCAGAUGGAUUUGUUUUUCUGGGCACUACCAUUAAUGAAGAAAGAAAUAACUCAGAAAAUAAACCUCCACUAUCUGUGAUGGGAACUCAGUUUGAUCAUACUUCACAGGCAAAUUCAGAAAACCAGUCAAAGUUGACUGAAGCAGACAUUGAACGGGAGGCAAAGAAAAGUCAGAAUAUGGAAAGCAGUUCUGUGUUGGAAUUUCCAAAUGAUGUACCUUUUGCUCUUGCACCACAUAUUUUGGCAAUUCAGGAUACCUGUAAUGAUUUCUCAAGACAACUGAUCUCCUGUCAUGUUAAUGACAAUUUAGCACGAUUUUGGUAUGAUUUUACACUUGAAAAUUCAGUAUUGUGUGAGUCUUAAAGAUGGGUUACUUAAUAUAAAAAUGAACCAAAAUCACUUGAAAUAAAAUAUGCUGGUAUUGUCUGUCAUGUAAAUUGGUUGUUUGUAUCUAUGGCUAGUCUGACAGAAAUUAUCAUUUUCCAUCAUGUUAUGUUUCUUACAUGACAAAAUAAGAACAGCUAAGCCAAACAUUACAAGUCAAUUACAAUAAAUAGGUUAUAAUCUGAACUCAAUGAAAAUAAUCAUAUAAACUUCCAGAUAGCCUAGUCCUUGCUUGAUCAUAGAAAAAUAAAUUAAAUGUUAUAUCAUAUUGUAAUUUACAAAUAAUCAACUUAUACUAUAUUAAUAAAUUAGUUAAUUUUAUUACAGCAUCUUUCAUUGGGGAAUUCACAACAAAAUUUUAAAAUCUAAAUUUACACAUCGUUAGUGCAGAAUGAAUUGAUAUCAAAUAUCUGAGGUUGGCUUUGGAGUUUGAUUCAUAUUUCUUGGGACUGUAGUUUUUGAUUGGCUGUAUUCUAGUUCUGUGUUCAGUUUUUCUAUUGCAAGUUUUUGUUGCAUCAGUAUAGCUGAAGUAUAUGAUUAUACUGUACAUUAUGUCAGUGUGCCUGUCUGUGUAUAUAUGAUGGGUGCAUAGAUACAUAUGCAGAUUACAUAUACAUGAGCAUGUUUAUAAAUGUAUUUGCACCAGUAAAAUAAACAUGGAUAUUUAAAAUAUAUCACUAUAGCUUUUCAUGAAAUACUGUAUGCUACCCUUCUCUAUCUUCAUCUCCUUCUGUUAUCUUAUUUUAUUCAUUGCUUUUGUGCAGUGAAGAACAAUAUACAAGAUGUAAAAAGAUAAUAUUGUGUAAAAUAUAAUUAUGUUUUUAAACCAAUUAAAUCUUAAAACAGAA
This is a messenger RNA of Protobothrops mucrosquamatus (brown spotted pit viper), 1386 nucleotides long. It is a transcript of the gene UMAD1, whose product is annotated as UBAP1-MVB12-associated (UMA) domain containing 1. The transcript has 4 exons. The record is from RefSeq and is a predicted model, not a curated record. Bases 95 to 517 code for a protein of 140 amino acids. Lineage: Eukaryota; Metazoa; Chordata; Lepidosauria; Squamata; Viperidae.